Chanos chanos (milkfish) is the source of this 4479-nucleotide messenger RNA. RefSeq names its product WD repeat domain 26a (gene wdr26a). The record is from RefSeq and is a predicted model, not a curated record. Gene Ontology annotation, molecular function: protein binding. The transcript is spliced from 13 exons. Gene Ontology annotation, biological process: proteasome-mediated ubiquitin-dependent protein catabolic process. Gene Ontology annotation, cellular component: GID complex. Lineage: Eukaryota; Metazoa; Chordata; Actinopteri; Gonorynchiformes; Chanidae. The coding region runs from base 497 to 2329 and encodes 610 amino acids.
ACUGAACAAGGUGUUCAAUCUAGCAUGAUUUUUUGUUGUUGUUCGGGACUCAAGGUUGUUUAAGUAUUUCCGGCGACGUCAUUGCACCCAGACCUCCAUAAUGGGUUUGCAGCUGUUCACUGAACAACAAUAACAAGAACGGCGAACGUCAAGAGGAGAGCACAACACUACAAAUCCCUUAACGACAGUCUUUCACUCAAUUCCGACACUUUCGUAGCCAAACUCAGCCGACAGGUAUCUUGUCACAGAAGCUGCCGGCGGGGUAACUCUGGCCUCCGCUUCCUCCUCCUCCGACUCGGAAAUCGGCGGAGCUUCGCCGCCCCCACGGAAAAAACGCCGAGGAUCGGUGGUGGAGGGAGCAGGAGAGACCGGGGCUUCAACUGGGAUUGCGGGCCUCUCUGCGGUUGUUGUAGGGCUUGCAACUUUUCCACCCCCACACGCAGUUCCUGCUAUCUGCCUUAAUCCACAUAGUGUCACUAACAUCAGCAUUUAUAACAUGCAGGCCAACGGGGCAGGACAGGGACAAGACUCAGAGCUGUCCUGCCUAAAUAACGCACAAAACGGAGAGUCGUCCUCUGGUGGAGGAGCGCACUCCAACGGACUCAUAUCCUCAGCUAACAAUGGAAAUUCUGCCAGUACUGAUAACGGAGUUCCACCGUCGGGAACCUCUGCUGCUUCUAACGCCACAACCUCGGGCUCCGAUACCGGCUCAACAAUGAAAAAGAAGAAACGUUUUUCACAGGCAGAUGAAGAUGUCAUCCGACUGAUAGGGCAACAUCUACACGGUUUAGGGCUUAAUCAGACAGUGGACUUGUUGAUGCAAGAAUCUGGCUGUCGACUGGAGCAUCCCGCAGCCACUAAAUUUCGUAACCACGUAAUGGAAGGAGAAUGGGAUAAGGCUGAAAGUGACCUCAAUGAGCUGAAAGCGCUUAUGCACUCACCAAGUGCUAUUGUGCGGAUGAAGUUCUUGCUCCUGCAGCAGAAGUAUUUAGAGUAUCUGGAAGACGGUAAAGUUCUAGAAGCACUGCAAGUUCUGAGAGCUGAGCUCACUCCACUGAAGUACAACACAGAGAGAAUUCACGUCCUCAGCGGGUAUUUGAUGUGCAGCCACUCAGAAGAUCUGCGAGCCAAAGCAGAGUGGGAGGGCAAAGGAACUGCUUCUCGCUCCAAACUCCUCGACAAACUGCAAACAUACCUGCCCCCCUCCGUAAUGCUGCCCCCGCGGCGCCUCCAGACCCUCUUGCGUCAGGCUGUGGAGCUGCAGAGAGACCGCUGCCUCUACCACAACACCAAACUGGACAGCAGCCUGGACUCCGUGUCCCUGCUCCUGGAUCACGUCUGCAGCAGGAAACAGUUCCCCUGCUACACCCAGCAGAUCUUGACCGAACACUGCAAUGAAGUGUGGUUCUGUAAAUUCUCCAACGAUGGCACAAAACUGGCCACGGGAUCCAAGGACACUACAGUCAUUGUGUGGCAUGUUGACUCAGAGACCCACCAGCUGAAACAGCUGAAGACUCUGGAAGGCCAUGCCUAUGGUGUGUCAUACCUGGCAUGGAGCCCAGAUGACACAUACCUAAUAGCCUGUGGGCCAGAUGACUGUUCAGAGCUAUGGCUCUGGAAUGUUCAGACGGGGGAACUGAGGACGAAAAUGAGCCAGUCUCACGAGGACAGCCUGACAAGCGUGGCCUGGAAUCCAGACGGCAAACGUUUCGUCACUGGGGGUCAGAGAGGCCAGUUCUACCAGUGUGAUCUAGACGGAAACCUGCUGGACUCUUGGGAAGGUGUCAGGGUUCAGUGCUUAUGGUGCCUGAGCGACGGGAGAACCGUCCUGGCAUCCGACACACACCAGCGUAUCCGUGGUUACAACUUCGAAGACCUCACAGACAGAAACAUUGUGCAGGAGGAUCAUCCAAUAAUGUCUUUUACGGUGUCAAAGAACGGAAGAUUAGCUCUGUUAAAUGUAGCAACUCAGGGAGUUCAUCUAUGGGACCUGCAGGACCGGGUGCUGGUGAGGAAGUAUCAGGGCGUGACCCAGGGCUUCUACACCAUCCACUCCUGCUUUGGAGGACAUAACGAAGACUUCAUUGCUAGUGGAAGUGAAGAUCACAAAGUGUACAUCUGGCACAAGCGCAGUGAGCUGCCCAUAGCGGAACUGACGGGACACACUCGCACGGUCAACUGUGUGAGCUGGAACCCGGUUCUGCCGGGCCUCAUGGCCAGCGCCUCGGAUGACGGCACCGUCCGGAUCUGGGGUCCGGCUCCUUUCCUCGACUCCCAGGACUCAGAAGGACUCAACGGUAUUGGCUUUGUUUGUCCUCUUGACGAAUAAACAGUCUGACGGCCUGCGGCUGGUAGAAACUCACUCAUUACAGUUACUGGACGAUUGUUGAUUCUAAACCCAUUGAGCCCAGAGUAAAUCUUGAAUUCCAAGGCAGUCGAUCCCAGCAUAGAUUUUGAAUUCUAAGCCAGUGGAUCCCUGUAUGGAACUAAAAUUCCAAGCCAGUAGAUCCUAGCAUGGAUCUAGAGUUCUAAGGCAAUAGGUCCCAAUAUAGAACUUGAAUCCUGAGACAGUGGAUCCCCGCAUCGAUUUUGAAUUCUAAGCCAAUAGAUCCCAGUAUGGAUCUACUCUCGUUAGCCAAUAGAUCCUGGUGUGGAUUUAGAGUUUUAGGCCAAGUGGUCCCAGUAUAGAUAUUGAAUGCUAAGACAGUGGAUCCCAGGAUAAAGUUUUGAAUUCUCAGCCAAUUGUUGUCAGUAUUGACCUAGAAUUCUAAGCCAGCGUAUCAGAGUACAGAUCUGGGAAUCUGUGACAAUAGAUCUCAGUAUGGAUCCUGACACCAAAGACAGUUUUGUGUAGUCCCAGUUUCAGCAGGCCUUACUCAGCCUGUUCACUUACUGUCCAGCCCCUUCAUCAUGUGCCUCAGAUGGGCGUCAGAUCAAGUGAAAGCCAUCAGUAUCCUGGAAACCCUCUCCCCUAAAGGUUCUGCUCCCCACUCUUUAUAGACCACCUAUAGCUCCAGUAUUCAAAUGCUCAAAGUCAUUCAUAUAUGUUAGGUUAUAGCAGGAACGGAAGCCUUUGGGGAGGGGGGGGGGGGUUAACUCGCCCUAAAGGAGGACUGUUCUGCCCUUUGAAAUUUGGAAAGACUGAGAAGAGUUGAGGACUUGGUUGGGAGUUGUCUCUCUGAAAUGUGACGAUAAAUCUGAUUAUUACUGUUAGCCCACAGCCAUGCCUGUUGUUUCUCUCCAUUAGAAUGCUGCAGUAUGGACAGCUGAUGGUAACUCUGGAGCUGACGUCUUCUCCGAAAAUAAAAAAAAACAAAAACAAAACACUGACAUACACUAUAGACUAUAUACAAGAAAUUUACGGAAGAAAAAUGAAGUUUGGAGAACAAAAAAGAAAGGAAAAAAACGAAAAUGAAAACAGAUGUUACCCUGUAUGACAGAGCAGAGGUCAAGUUUAAAGCCAAGAUUAGUAGCUGGAGGAAUCACUUGAACGAAAACCAACCCAGCUGCUGACCGACGAACUCUUUAGACCACUGACCUGUGUGUGUGUGCCUGGUCCUGGCUGAUGUCACCUUCUGUCUGAAGAACCACAUGUCCCAGUGGGUGUAUAUUGACCUCUCUCUCUCUCUCUCUCUCUCUCUCUAUCACCCCUGCCCACUCAGGGCAGUCCUCUGCAGAACUAUAGUUAUCACAAACCACAUCAUUCAACAAAAGAAUUAUUUAUUGCAGUUAUUAUUUAUUGUUGUCAGUUGGUUGAGGCUUCAGACUUGAGUUUUUGUAGUGACCUUGUGCUCUGUUAUGGAUGAGGAAAAAAAAAAAACGUUCUUUUUUUAAUCUACUCAGCUUUUCAAAGCUUAUAUGAACUUGCUGACUUCUUUUCUCUGCAAGCUUGGUGGAGGGGGGUGGGAUGGGACUAAGGUGUCAAUAGAACACUUCCCCUCUGGGUCAAAGAGGCAUCAUGGGAGAUGGAGUUUUUUGGCAAAGUGGAGCAGGUUGGGCUGCUGAAAGCAGCUGUCAUAUCAUUUUCCACGUGAACUCUAUGUCCUUUUGCUCCUUUGCCUGCCUGUGUGUGAAUGUAUGUAUGGGAGAUAUAUAGAUAGAGAAAAUAUGUUUUCACCAGCAGAAAAUUAUGAUGUCAUGUUCUUUUCCCUCCACUUUAAGAGCUAUGAAAACAGUUUUAAACAGCAAAGAGUUUUAAUAGUCAUUUAAAAAAGCCUGUUUAAUUUAUCACAGGAGUUGUUUUUUUUCUCUCUCUCUCUCUCUUCUUCUAAUUUUUCCUUGGGCGAAUUUUUUUUUGUCUGGCCCUUUGUUUUUCUUAAAUCAUUUACUCUAAUGGCAAUUUUAGUUGAAUGUGUUGAGGAGGGAGGUGUCAGGGAUGGUUCGUUUGUCUUUUGCUUCCUUCAACCGUAAUCCUACCCCGUCACCGUAGACAGGAUCGGUCAGAGGGGGGAAGGGAGGUACUCCGUUGGUGAGAUUUUU